CUCUCUAUCUCUCUCUCUCUCUCUCUCUCUCUCCUGGUCCACCACUCAGCUUGUCUGCACGUCUGUCAGUCGGUCGGUCAAUCAUGUAGGAUUUGGUUGUGGGCGCAUUGGACUUAAAGAAGCUGCAUGUACAGCUCCAGCUCGUUACUGGGAGCUUGUUUACCAAACAAGGCGACCGUGAGAAACCACGGUUGUUACGGUAACAGAAUCCACGUGUGCAUGUGAGGGGCGGAGCCGACCAGGAACCCUCCCCAAAACCCUCCCCCUGACCCCGCGACCUCAAGCAAACUUGGGACACCCAAGAGACUCCCUCCCUCCCUGACCUCCCUUUCACACACACACACACACACACACACACACACACACACACACACACACACACACACUUACACACUUGCACACACACACACACACACACUUAAAGGCUUCACGCCAGAGAACACUAUUCAUAUUCUCAUAGCAGCUUAGUGGAAGGAGUGUGUGUGUGUGUGUCUGUGUGUGUGUCUGUAUGUGUGUGUGUGUGUGUGGCUGUCUGUCAGAGCGGUUCCCAUUACUGCAAGAGUUUCUGGAAGUAGAUGUGAAUGUGUGAGUGUGUCUGUGAGAGAGACGGAGUCGUUCCGCUAGAACCACUCCGCUCUGGACUUAAAGAGAACCUGUUUUAUGGAUGUUCUAAGCUAAGAACCUUUCACCUGAAAAUCUUCACAACAGAAGAAGGACUUAGUAGUAGUGGACGUUCCAGUUCUUGAAGGAUCUGUGUUCUUGCGGCGGGUAGGGUUCUUCGGAGAUCCGGUACUGUCCUAAAGAGGAACCAUGUCUCCAUUCCUACGCAUCGGGUUCUCCAACUUUGAGAUGGACCCGGGGUUGGCCUACCAUGAGGAAGUCUCCAAUCCCUAUUGCGCUGUUUACAUGAAGGAGGCAGUGGACUCAGAGAAAGGCACCGUGUACAAGCAGAAGCGCCCCACCAUGUAUCCGCCGUGGAGCAGCACAUUUGACGCUCAUGUCCACCCUGGCCGCGUGAUGCACGUGGUGGUGAAGGACCGCACGGCCAGCCUGAAGACCGAGGCCACCGUCCAGUUAGACACACUGGCCACGCGCUGCAAGAAGGAGAAUGGCAAGCUGGAGAUCUGGGUCGAGUUGAAACCACAGGGUCGCUUGCUGAUGGAGGCACGAUACUUUUUGGAGAAAAGUGAUACACCUGGUCACGGUGAGGGCGAUCGGGAGGGUGCAGUGGAGCAGGAGCGAGACGGCCUGUUCGCCCUGCACCAGCGGCGCGGCGCCAUCAAACAGGCCAAAGUGCACGUGGUCAAAUGUCACGAGUUCAGCGCCACCUUCUUCCCCCAGCCCACCUUCUGCUCCGUCUGCAAGGAGUUCGUCUGGGGUUUGAAUAAACAGGGAUACCAGUGCAGACAAUGCAAUGCUGCCAUCCAUAAGAAGUGUAUUGAUAAAGUCAUCGCCAAAUGCACUGGCUCUGCCAUCAAUAGCAAGGAAACUAUGAUCCAUAAGGAGCGCUUUAAGAUCGACAUGCCCCACAGGUUUAAGGUGUACAACUACAAGAGCCCCACCUUCUGUGAACACUGUGGGACGCUGCUAUGGGGGCUGGCUAGACAGGGACUCAAGUGUGAGGAGUGUGGCAUGAACGUGCAUCAUAAAUGCCAGAAGAAAGUAGCCAACCUGUGUGGGGUGAACCAGAAGCUGAUGGCAGAGGCCCUUGCCAAGAUUGAGAGUACACAACAGGCGCGUAGCUCCAGGGAUCCUGAGAUCAUUGGUAGGGAGGGGCCUGUGGGCAUCGGACAGCAAGGAGUGGUCAGGGAGCCCUCAGGGUGUGUGACGACCUGUCUACCCACCCCUGCUACAGCUGGGAGGAAAGAGCAGGGUAUUUCAUGGGACUCUCCUGUUGAGGGGGCGCCGACUGGACCCCCAGUGACCAGAGCAGACGUGGAGCCGCUCUACGCCGUCCCCAAGAAAGAGAUGCACAAGUACACCCUGGACAACUUCACACUGCACAAGAUGCUGGGCAAAGGCAGCUUCGGCAAGGUGUUUCUGGCAGAGCUGAAGGGCGCAGGUCAGUUCUUUGCGGUGAAGGCCCUGAAGAAGGACGUGGUGCUGAUGGACGAUGACGUGGAGUGCACCAUGGUGGAGCGGCGGGUGCUCUCGCUGGCCUGGGAGCACCCCUUCCUCACACACCUCUACUGCACCUUCCAGACCAAGGAAAAUCUCUUCUUCGUGAUGGAGUAUUUGAAUGGAGGAGAUCUGAUGUUUCACAUACAAGCCUGUCAUAGAUUUGACAUACCUAGAUCAACGUUCUAUGCAGCAGAAAUUGUAUGUGCGCUUCAGUUCCUUCAUUCCAAAGGCAUUGUAUACAGAGACCUGAAGCUGGAUAAUAUCCUGCUGGAUAAGGACGGCCACAUUAAGAUCGCCGACUUUGGGAUGUGCAAAGAGCAGAUGCAGGGGGAGGCCAGGACGUCCACCUUCUGUGGAACUCCAGACUACAUUGCACCGGAGAUUUUACUUGGGCAGAAGUACAGCCACUCCGUGGACUGGUGGUCCUUUGGGGUCCUGCUGUUUGAGAUGCUGCUGGGCCAGUCUCCGUUCCACGGGCACGAUGAGGAGGAGCUCUUCCAGUCCAUCCGCACCGAUGACCCCAUCUACCCUCACUGGCUGCCCCAAGAUGCCAAGGACAUCCUCGUUAAGCUGUUUGUGCGGGAGCCGGAGCGACGGCUCGGGGUGUGUGGGUGCAUCCGCACGCACGCCUUCUUCAGAGACACCGACUGGGACGCCCUGGAGAAGAGACAGGUGGAGCCGCCCUUCAGGCCAACAGUGAAAAGUGCCAGUGACUGCAGUAACUUUGACAAAGAGUUUAUCAACGAGAAGCCGCGUCUGUCCUGCGCCGACCGCACCCUCAUCAACAGCGUGGACCAGACCAUGUUCGACAACUUCUCAUUCGUCAACCCAGCCAUGGGGCGCAUCAAGAAUGCUUAACGUGCUCACUCUCUCUCUCUCUCACACACACACACACACACACACACACACACACACACACACACGUACACAAACUCACAUGCUAUCAAAGAUGAACACAUAAUUAGACACAGACCACACACUUAUACCUCUAGUGUAACACACACACACAAGCAAACAUAUUCACAGACAGUUACUUACCAAAUCACACACACACACACACACACACACACACACACACACACACACACACACACACACACACACACACACACAGGCACAGACUAUACACAUGUACUCUACCUGUAAUAUUGUACAAACAGAUUCACACAAAUUCACAUGCAUAGCACCAGGGGUACUGCAGACCAUUAGAAGAUCCAGUGGUCCAUUUUGCCUGUUUGGGUGUGUUGAACAUGUGUCAAAGUUGGCAUCUAGGUAAGCAAUAUGAAGCAAUUAAGGUUGUGGUGGAAGUGGAGGUGAGACAGAAGGGAGGUGAAAAAAUAUGGUGGAAGUGUGUGUGUGUGUGUGUGAGAGAGAGAGAGUUUAAAACUACUUCCACUCCUGCUUAUAAUCAAUCAGUGCAAUCAGUCCCAAUUCCCUGUACACAGUGAUCAGCAGAGUGGAGGGAGCACACUCAAACACCCACUUUCCAUCCACAGGGUCCUAGUGCCCACAGGAUUAUCUGUUAAAAUGGUAUUUGUUGUCUGUCUUGCACUGCUCAACAGUGGUCGAUGUGCUAAAGUGUGUGGGCGUACAGUACGUGUGUGUGUGAGUGUGGUUGUGUAUGUGUGUAGAAAAGAGGGGGGUGGGGGGCGAUAUAUGUACCUUGGUGUCAGCCGCAGAAAACCUGCUGUCUACAGUUUAUUGUGAGUUAGGUUUACAUUGAAGUCCAUUAGAAACAGAUGUAGAAAAAUGAUAAUGAAUGAUGUUUUGUGCCAUAAAUGUGAAAGUGUAACCCCAGCACUCCAAAUCGAGGUUGUUUAUUAUUAUAUGUGAUUCUUUUAGUUUGUGUAUUCCAUGUUGAGAAUUGUGGGUUGAUCUGAGAUGGUGGCACUCUUUUGGAGAAUCAUGUUGGUUGUUAUCUCAUACCAUACAAGUAUUAAAUUGAUUUUUCUAGAAUUUGUUCUUCUUCUUUCUAAA
Molecule: messenger RNA, 4098 nt
Organism: Alosa alosa (allis shad)
Lineage: Eukaryota; Metazoa; Chordata; Actinopteri; Clupeiformes; Clupeidae
Gene: prkcq
Product: protein kinase C, theta
Exons: 18
Coding region: 811-2979 (722 amino acids)
Biological process (GO): protein phosphorylation
Molecular function (GO): diacylglycerol-dependent serine/threonine kinase activity; ATP binding
Source: RefSeq, a predicted model, not a curated record